AUGUCGAUGCCUCUUUUCUCCACUGGUCGUUCAGCCAUGAGACUCCAUGUGUUUCUCUUCACACUCCUCUUUUUGACACUCUUAUCCCCAGUAAGAAGUGGUAUGGCUUCUGCUGAAAGCCAUUGUCUAAAUCUGUCUGGCAUUUGCAGAAGAGACAUCUGCAAAAUCACAGAGGAUCAGAUUGGAGCCUGUAAAAGAAGAUGGAAGUGCUGUAGAUCUUGGUGGAUUCUGGUUCCAAUUCCAACCCCACUUAUCUAUUCAGAUUAUCAAGCACCCCUUAAGCAUAAGUUGAAGUGA
This is a messenger RNA of Felis catus (domestic cat), 297 nucleotides long. RefSeq names its product defensin beta 109B (gene DEFB109B). Gene Ontology annotation, biological process: cell chemotaxis; defense response to bacterium. The coding region runs from base 1 to 297 and encodes 98 amino acids. The record is from RefSeq and is a predicted model, not a curated record. Gene Ontology annotation, cellular component: extracellular region. Gene Ontology annotation, molecular function: CCR6 chemokine receptor binding; chemoattractant activity. NCBI's taxonomy places the organism in Eukaryota, Metazoa, Chordata, Mammalia, Carnivora, Felidae. The transcript has 2 exons.